This is a messenger RNA of Mytilus trossulus (common blue mussel), 3117 nucleotides long. RefSeq lists its product as uncharacterized. Lineage: Eukaryota; Metazoa; Mollusca; Bivalvia; Mytilida; Mytilidae. The transcript has 9 exons. The coding region runs from base 25 to 3117 and encodes 1030 amino acids. The record is from RefSeq and is a predicted model, not a curated record.
UUUCGGGCUGGGAUAUUUUCUGUGAUGGAAGAAUAUUCGGUGUGUCCGAAUCACAGGUAUUCUCUCGGUAUGAAGUGGAGGAGGAGCAGCAUAUUUUGUGGUCAUCCUGACCACAAGGGUAAAUCCAAGCCUGAAUCUGACCGGGCAGUCACGCCUCAGAUAAGCCAUCACCUUUUGAGAACCAGAGGAGUUGUGCUUCCAAUAGGAUCAGGUUUGUGCAGAAAUUGUCGACAGAUUGUUACCAGAGAAAUGGAAGAAUCUAUAUGGCCAAUUUUUGAGAUAUUUGAUGCACCAAAUAGGGCAGAUCCUGUAGAAGAAAACACAGACUUCAAGCCAGAUAGCUUAGUAAAGAAUGAAGAGCCUGAAUUGAAAAGACCACGCAGGGAAAUUGUCAGUUGUUUUGAUACACCAGGACUGUAUGAAGUAUCAUCACAGUCUGAACCAUCAUUGUCACAAGAAUCCAGUUGGAGCCUAACUUCAGAUGGUCAAAAUCAUCUCAACAGCGGAAUACAUGUUUUGAAUAAGCCACUGCAAAAUCUAAGUAGUGGAAACAUGAGUCCUAUCAAAUACAUGCUUCAACAGCCAUUGGAAUGUGUACAAGAUAGUACUAAGAGGUAUGUAAAACGAAAAGCCUCAGAAGCAGUUUGUACAGUGCUUGACCAUAUUGCACCUGGACAGUCAUCAAAACUUCUUGAUCUACUUGUGGACGACAUCUGUAAUAACAAUGCUGUUGACAAGCAAAAUGAGAGCAAAGAUGAAUUGAUGAAUUUGAUAUUGAGAUUGUAUGAUGAAGCUGACAGUAAUGCAUUAAAAAUGCAAUUACUUUCAAUAAUAUCAACCACAUCAUUAAACAGCAAAUCUCAGCUGCUAGAAUUGAUACCUGGAAUAUCAAAAUGGAAAGUUGACCAGAGUAGAGCACAUGCAACACGCUUUGGUGUUGGGACAAUACAAACUGAAAAGACCCCAAACUACAGAAAUAAGAUGGAUCAGGAAAAACUGGAGCAUGCAAUGGCAUUUUUUCUGGAUCCUAAUUUUAUACAAAUUUGUUCCUUUGGAAGUAAGGACUUACAUUUUGAUAAUGGAGAUGUCAUAAAUAUACCCCAAGUAGUACGAACAACUUGUCAUUCUGCACUGAUACAUAUGUAUAAGACAGUAUGUACAGAAGCUGAUUUUACUCCUCUAUCAAACAGUACUCUAUUCAAAAUUUUAACAACUUGUUCAGCAGCAAAACGGUCUAAUUUAUGUGGACUAGAUAAUAUUACUACUGAUGGAACUUUUGCAAUUGAAAAUCUUAUCAGAAUGACAGAAACUCUAAGAGAGUUGGGAUCCAAUAACACAGUACUUUCAUCCCUCAAAACAGCCUUGGCAAAUUUCAAGUUGUAUUUAAAAACAGAGUACAAGUUCCAUGUAACUAUGUCAAAUUCAUGUCAAACCCAUUGCAUCAAGUAUGCAUUGAGCAAUCCAGGAAAUGUUCUGCUUCAGGAAAAAUGUGACCAUCAACAUCAGAAUGACUGCUCCAAAUGUUUACUGUUAACAAAUGCAAGAUCUCAGCUUGAAGAUGAAAUUCAGAAAAUACAAUGCAAUGAAACCAGAGUUGAAUUUCAAGAUUCAGUUAUUAAAGAUUUUGAAAAAAUCUUUGAAUGGAAAGCACAUGUUUUAAGGACUAACAACCAGGAAGAAUGUCGUCUUCAUCUUCUUGAGGAUCUGGCAUCUAACCAGACAUUGAUUGUUAUGGACUGGGCCAUGAAGUUUUUGCCUGCCUUGUUUAGGGAAAAGCAAUCAGAUUUUUUCGGCCAGAAGGGCAUGAGCUGGCAUGUUACAGCUGCCAUUUUCAAAGCUGAAGAUGGAUCAUUAAAGCAUAGAACUUUCACUCAUCUGUUUGGUACAGUAAAGCAAGACUGGUUUGCGGUGGCCUCUGCUUUAGAGCAUACUUUGAACACAAUUAAAGAACAGAUGCCACAGAUCCAGGAGGUUUUUCUACGUUCAGAUAAUGCUGGUUGUUACCAUUGCGGAUGUUUGUGGUUGAGUUUAAAUGGUAUUAGUGAACGAACAGGUAUUACAGUGGUUCGUUAUGACUACAGUGAAGCCCAAGCAGGAAAAAGUAUUUGUGAUGCUAAGAUAGCACACAUGCGCUCUAAAAUGAGAAUGUAUGUAUCCUCAGGGAAAAAUAUCACUACUCCAUUUGAUAUGCAGGAUGCUAUUAUGGGAGGAACUGGAGUGGCAGGAUGUCAGUGUGCUGUUGUGGAAGUAGACACAACAAAACAAACCAUGAUUGGUCACCGCAUUAAAGGAAUUUCGAACAUCAGCAAUAUAUCUUUUGAUGGAGAUGAGAUCAUUACAUGGCAAGCAUACAAUAUUGGUAUAGGCAACAAAUUUAAGAGAGGUUCUGUCCUAAAAUCUGAACAGAAUGAAACAGGAUUGAAAAUUGUUUCCAAUUUCCAGGAGCCACAUCAAAUGACUGGAAAUAUCACAAGGAAGGAAAGGAGAAUUUCAACUAAUGAUGAUGCACUAAAUGAAGAUCAGUCAGAUGAAUUGUUCUAUUGUACAGUACUUGGUUGCACUGGUCAGUUCUCAUCCUACCAAUCUCUGCAGGAUCAUAUAAACCUAUCACGUCAUUCAAAUGAAAAGAUGUCAACAUAUGAUAAGAUUAGGCAUCGCUGGGUUGCGAACUGUCAAGCAAAUCUAUUAACAUCUAAGGAAAUGCUGAGACCAACUAACUGUUCAGGUGACCUACAAACUAAUUCAGAAGAAACUGAAACACCUACUGAGUAUGGUUGGGCUUUGAAAAAAGAGCGAAAAUGUGUGCGCUUCAGUAAAAAGGUAAAAGAGUAUUUACAAAAUAGAUUCCAAGAAGGUGAAAAAUCUGGCAGAAAGGCAAAUGCAUCAGAUAUUUCUAAAGAUAUGAAAUCAUUACGUAAAGAGAAUGGGGAAAAGUUUUUCAACAGUGAUGAUUGGUUGCAACCAUCCCAGAUUGCCUCUUAUUUUGCACGCCUGUCUAUCUUUGGAAGAAAGGAUAUUGAGAACAAUACAGAGAUUGAUGAAGAUCUGAAUUCUGUCAUUCAUGCUAUAGAAGAACAGGAUGUUAGGAACCUUAUUGCAGCAACAAUUACAGAAUAG